AUGUUACAAUUGUGCUUGCAUCUUCCGUCAUACCUUACCGCGCUCGCCAUUGUGAGCCUUCUGGUCUCUCUAGUGCUGCCGUUGCGCUCUCUCCCCUGCUGCCGAUGCGCUCUCUCCCCUGUUGCCGAGGCGCUCUCUCCCCCCGUGCCGUUGCUCUCUCUCCCACCGUGCCAAUGCACUCUCUCCGCCCGUGCCGUUGCGCUCUCUCCCCCCCGUGUCAAUGCGCUCUCUCCCCCCGUGCCGUUGCACUCUCUCCCCCCGUGUCAAUGCACUCUCUCCCCCCGUGCCGUUGCUCUCUCUCCCCACGUGUCAAUGCGCUCUCUCCCCCCAUGCCGUUGCGCUCUCUCCCCUGCUGCCGAUGCGCUCUCUCCGCCCGUGUCGUUGCGCUCUCUCCCCCCGUGCCAUUGCGCUCUCUCCCCUGCUGCCGAUGCGCUCUCUCCGCCCGUGCCGUUGCGCUCUCUCCCCCUGUGCCCUUGCGCUCUCUCCCUCCGUGCCGUUGCUCUCUCUCCCACCGUGUCAAUGCGCUCUCUUCCCCCGUGCCGUUGCGCUCUCUCCCCUGCUGCCGAUGCGCUCUCUCCACCCGUGCCGUUGCGCUCUCUCCCCUCGUGCCCUUGCACUCUCUCCCUCCGUGCCGUUGCUCUCUCCCCCACUGUGUCAAUGCGCUCUCUCCCCCCGUGCCGUUGCGCUCUCUCCCCUGCUGCCUAUGCGCUCUCUCCGCCCGUGCCGUUGCGCUCUCUCCCCUCGUGCCCUUGCGCUCUCUCCCUCCGUGCCGUUGCUCUCUCUCCCACCGUGUCAAUGCGCUCUCUCCCCCCAUGCCGUUGCGCUCUCUACCCUGCUGCCGAUGCGCUCUCUCCCCCCGUGCCUUUGCGCUCUCCCCCCCCCGUGCCUUUGCGCUCUCUCCCCCCGUGUCAAUGUGCUCUCUCCCCCCGUCCCGUUGCGCUCUCUCCCCCCGUGCCCUUGCGCUCUCUCCCCCCGUGCCGUUGCGCUCUCUCCCCCCGUGCCUUUGCGCUCUCUCCCCCCGGAUCCUGUUGCUCUCACUCCCCUGCUGCCAUUAAUCUCACUCCCCUGCUGCCGUUUCUCUCUCUCCCCGGCUGCCGAUGCUCUCUCUCCCCUGCUGCCGUUGCUCUCACUCCCCUGCUGCUGUUGCUCUCACAUCCCCCUCUCCCGUUGCUCUCACUCCCCUGCUGCCGUUGCUCUCACUCCCCUGCUGCCGUUGCUCUCACUCCCUUGCUGCCGUUGCUCUCACUCCCCUGCUGCCGUUGCUCUCACUCCCCUGCUGCCGUUGCUCUCACUCCCCCACGGAUGGACAAGUAG
Closterium sp. Naga37s-1 is the source of this 1314-nucleotide messenger RNA. Lineage: Eukaryota; Viridiplantae; Streptophyta; Zygnematophyceae; Desmidiales; Closteriaceae. The record is from the annotation of a GenBank genome assembly.